AUGAAAUUGACUGUUGCUGUUGCUGCUGCUGUUCUCGCCAUUGUGCAGGCCGAUGUUGCCUCCGAAGUCGCUGGUGCUAUCGGGAAUGCGCAGUCAUGGGCCGCUUCUGUUGCUCAUGACGCUCAAUCUGUCGGUGCUGCUGUUGGCGGCGACGCCCAAUCCGUUUACAGCGACGCCGCUGCUUGGGGCACUAGCGUCGGCCAUGAUAUUGCUAGCGGCGCUCAGUCCGCAUGGCAAGCUGCAGAGUCCGAGGGCGUUGCAUUCGCUUCGGGGGCCGAAAGUCUCGGAGAGGGUGUCGCCUCCAAAGCCACUUCCUUCGGUGGCGCCGUUGAGUCUGGCUAUGAUGCGGUUGCUAAUUCGAUCAAUGCACGUGUUUCCUCGGAAUUGGCGAGUGCUGGAGCUCAGGAGAGCUCCUUGACUGGCUCCCUGGGGGCUAUGGCCUCUGCUACACCAUCUGGGUCUGUAAGUGCUACAGCUGGUGCUGGUGCCGGUGGCGUUGGUGGUAACAUCACGAGCAGUGCUGCGGCGUCCGGCAAUGCAACAACCUCCGCUGUCUCCUCCGCUGUCUCCUCCGCUGCCACCUCUGGUCGAAACGAAACCUCCUCCGGUACUGUUUCUUCAUCUCACAAGAGUGGCCCUAGCAUCGAAUAUAGCGGUCAUGCUGGUAGCGGUCUUAGCAGUGGUGCUAACAGUGCCUCUAACAGUGCUAGCGAGACCUCGACCAAGAAAUCGUCAGCCUCGAAUGCCGCCAUGGGAGCAGCCACCGUGGGUUUGGGCGCUGGUAUUGCCGGUGCUUUCGCCUUUCUGCUUUAA
Messenger RNA from Wickerhamiella sorbophila, 813 nucleotides. RefSeq lists its product as hypothetical. The record is from RefSeq and is a predicted model, not a curated record. NCBI's taxonomy places the organism in Eukaryota, Fungi, Ascomycota, Dipodascomycetes, Dipodascales, Trichomonascaceae. Bases 1 to 813 code for a protein of 270 amino acids. The transcript has a single exon.